AAUACCUACUAUAAAAGGCUCCUUUUUAUGUUUUUAACCUUUUCUUAACUUAAAAUUAUUAAAUAAACACUACUCUAUUAAGUUUCUUUGAAAAUAACCUACCUACUGGCUAAUUUGCCCGUUAAAGAAAAACCCGCCUAAACUACCUAAAAUUUGGGGGCCAAAGAAAAAAAGAAAAAAAAAAAGUCCAAACCGCCGGUGCCUGCCAUGCAACUCAUUACAUAAAUUGACAGAAGAUUGGUGUGUCCAAUCUGGACAAUCAGUAGCUGCCCCUAAAGCAUUCACUUACAAUCUCAUCCAAUUAUCUUGCAGAUCGCAAAAGGAGGUAUUUCUUCAGAACUCAAAUCUCUUCAUUUUAACAAUUUCCAAUGAAGAUGAGAUCAGUUGGUGACAUGGGGAACCAUGUCUUUAGCCAGAAUCUGAAGAUUACCCAGUUGGGAAAAUCGGGUCGAAUUGAUGAAGCCAUUAAGGUUUUCUCACAAAUGACCCAAAAGAAUACCGUUACAUUCAAUUCCAUGAUCUCUGCCUAUGCCAAGAAUGGUAGAAUCGUGGAUGCACGCCAGCUGUUUGAUAAAAUGCCCCGAAGAAAUUUGGUUUCCUGGAAUACUAUGAUUUCUGGAUACCUACACAAUGAUAAGGUGGAGGAAGCCUAUGACAUAUUUGGCAAAAUGCCUAAACGAGACCUUUUCUCAUGGACUUUGAUGAUUACUUGCUAUACACGUAAUGGUGAGCUUCAGAAGGCUAGAGAACUUUUCAAUCUCCUUCCUCAUAAGCUAGACGUGGUUUGUUGGAACGCCAUGAUCGCAGGUUAUGCUAAGAAUGGGAUGUUUGAUGAGGCAAAGAGAUUAUUUGAUGAAAUGCCGGUCAAGGAUUUGGUUUCUUGGAACUCGAUGCUAGCUGGGUAUACUCAGAAUGGACAAAUGCAUCUGGGGUUGCAGUUCUUUGAGGGGAUGGUGGAGAGGAAUGUGAUUUCGUGGAAUUUGAUGGUUGACGGGUUUGUUCAUGUUGGCGAUUUGGAUUCUGCUUGGAAGUUUUUUAAGAAGAUUCCAGAGCCGAAUGUGGUUUCAUGGGUUACAAUGUUAUCCGGGUUUGCCCGAAAUGGUAGGAUUACAGAAGCGCAGAAUCUGUUUGAACAAAUGCCGAAUAGAAAUGUAGUUUCUUGGAAUGCAAUGAUUGCGGCAUAUGUUCAAGAUUGCCAAAUUGAUAAGGCUGUUAGACUAUUCUCAGAAAUGCCAGAGAGGGAUUCGGUGUCAUGGACAACGAUGAUAAAUGGGUAUGUUUGUGUUGGCAAACUUGAUGAAGCGAGGCAAUUACUUCAUCAAAUGCCUUACAAAAAUAUUGCAGCCCAAACAGCAAUGAUUUCCGGAUACGUGCAAAAUAAAAGAAUGGAUGAAGCUAAUCAAAUAUUUAAUCAAAUUGGUACCCGUGAUGUUGUUUGUUGGAACACCAUGAUUGCAGGCUAUGCUCAGUGUGGUAAAAUGGCCGAAGCUCAGCAUCUGUUCAAUCAAAUGACAAAUAAGGACUUGGUUUCGUGGAAUACAAUGGUUGCAGGUUAUGCUCAAGCAGGGCAGAUGGAUAAAGCACUUAAGAUAUUUGAGGAAAUGGGAAAGAGGAAUGCAGUCUCUUGGAAUUCUUUGAUCGCUGGUUUCUCGCAAAAUGAGUUAUAUCUGGAUGCCUUGAGGAGUUUUAUGAUGAUGGGCCAAGAAGGAAAAAGACCUGAUGAGUCAACUUUUGCAUGUGGACUUAGUGCAUGUGCAAAUAUUGCAGCUUUGCAGAUGGGCGAGCAACUUCACCAUUUGGCUGUGAAAAGUGGUUACAUAAAUGAUUUAUUUGUCAGCAAUGCCCUCAUCACAAUGUAUGCGAAAUGCGGAAGGGUCUCCAAUGCUGAACUAGUAUUCAAAGACCUUGCAAAUGUUGAUGUUGUUUCUUGGAAUUCUUUAAUUGCUGGGCAUGCUUUGAAUGGUAAUGGGAAAGAGGCAGUUGAGCUUUUUGAAGAAAUGCUAACACAAGGGGUAGACCCAGAUCAGGUCACAUUUAUUGGUGUGUUGUCGGCAUGUAGUCACGGUGGGCUGGUUUCUCGAGGCUUGGAAUUGUUUAAGAGCAUGACCGAAAGAUACAACGUUGAACCUUUGGCUGAACACUAUGCUUGCAUGGUUGACCUACUUGGUCGGGCAGGGAGGUUAGAAGAAGGCUUCAAAAUGGUGUCCGAAAUGAGAAUCAAGGCAACUGCUGGAAUAUGGGGUGCGUUGCUUGGAGCAGCCAGGAUACACCGAAAUUUUGAACUUGGCAAGUAUGCUGCCGAGAAGCUUUUAGAACUCGAACCUCAUAAAGCUUCAAAUUAUGUGCUCUUGUCAAAUAUUCAUGCCGAUGCAGGCAGAUGGAGUGAAGCUCAAAGAGUAAGAAUGGUGAUGGCAGAAAGAAGAACAGAGAAGCAACCGGGCUAUAGUUGGAUUGAAGUUGGAGAUCAGGUACACUCUUAUCUCCCUGGGGAUCCAGCACAGCCUAGAAUAGCUGAAAUUUGUGGUAUAUUAAAAACUUUAUCUGCAGAAAUGAGGAAUACAAGUUGUGUGACUGAUGUCAAGUCCUCUUUUGACAUCUGUCAGUAAAAUACAU
Messenger RNA from Morus notabilis, 2613 nucleotides. RefSeq names its product pentatricopeptide repeat-containing protein At4g02750. Gene Ontology annotation, biological process: RNA modification. Gene Ontology annotation, molecular function: RNA binding; protein binding. Lineage: Eukaryota; Viridiplantae; Streptophyta; Magnoliopsida; Rosales; Moraceae. The record is from RefSeq and is a predicted model, not a curated record. The transcript has a single exon. The coding region runs from base 369 to 2606 and encodes 745 amino acids.